Molecule: messenger RNA, 2604 nt
Organism: Morchella sextelata
Lineage: Eukaryota; Fungi; Ascomycota; Pezizomycetes; Pezizales; Morchellaceae
Exons: 3
Coding region: 1-2604 (867 amino acids)
Biological process (GO): transmembrane transport
Molecular function (GO): transmembrane transporter activity
Source: RefSeq, a predicted model, not a curated record
AUGUCGAAGAACACCACACCAACGUCUCCCUCGCCCGCCAACGGCAGCGGCGAAAACCCAUUUUUCGACCAACUACGACCCUCACCAGACCUUUCCGCCGCAAACUCAACGUCAGCGGCAUCAAGCCGCCCCGGAAGCGCCAGCGGUGAACGUACAACUCCCCCAGUCGCUGCUGCCGUACGGUCAAGUCACAGAGUGCGAUUUGGGUCUGGUGAAGCUUUGGAUGAUCUGAAUAACCGGUACACGUUCAGCCUGCGCUCGCACGAUGACGCACCAAAGAAUCCUGUGGCAGCAGCAGCACACCAGCAACAGCAGGGCGUCCCACAGACUCCUCCAAUCACGUUAACGUCGCCGAGCAAUUCGCCAUCCGGGAGAAUUUACCCGCAGACAGAGUACUUCACAGCACCAAUUGACGUGGAUUCCAUUGGAAAUGCGUCUGUAAAGGAAAAGCCCUCCCCAUUGAGGGCUCCACCAAGAGCUUACAGUUUUGGGAACGAUGAUGAGCUUGAGAUGAAUGAAAAAUACGACCAGUUUCACGCGAAGGAGCAGCUCACGGCAAAAGAGAGAGCCGCUAGACUUUCAAGAAUUGGAAGUUUCUCUGCCCCGGGAUCAGCACAAACAUCGCCCAUUCUUAGCCCGAGUAACCCGCUUAAUACAUACAGUGUUGGAGCUGGACAGGUUCAGGGUGGUGUUCCGGUCGAUGAUAUUCCAUUGUUGGAUCUUGGGGCUACCAUUACAGAUACCGCCGUGGACGGAAAGGCAGACCGACCAAAAAUUAGGGCAACAAAAGAGGCCCAUGACCUCGUCAGGCAGCACACACAAAGGGGUCCGGCUGGUGUAUUGAGGCCAAUGAUGCCCAGAAGAAGUACAGAAUCAGGAUUUGAGCCUAGGUCAGGAGCAGUUACACCAGUCGCUCUCCAGCACGAGGACUACGUGAAGCCACCGGAGCAAUUUCGUGGGGGUAUUUUGAGCAGCUUGUUGAAGCUAUACAACCCGGCCCAAGCAAGCUCUAACACAUCUCAUUAUGCACCAAGUAUUGCAAGUACAGCUGGCAGCCCAACAGCCUCCGGAAGGACAACACCAAAAUGGUACAACAAGAGCGCAAAUACCUCAUCGACGUCGCUCGGACUUCUCGCGGCAUCAGGAGCAAUAGCAUCGCCGGCUGCCGGCUCAUCGGCGGGAAAAAACGUACGCCCGAAACCGAAACAUAGGCCACACAGCGGUGGCGUUGUGGGUGCGAUAAAGAAUUUCUCAAAGGCGAAUGCAAACCUGGAAAAUGAGAUUAAGAUCACUAUUCACAUUGCCGAGACUUUGGCGAGACAAAAGUAUAUUCUGAAGCUUUGCAGGGCAUUGAUGCUUUAUGGUGCCCCCACACAUCGCCUGGAGGAAUACAUGAAGAUGACGUCUCGUGUUCUCGAAAUCGAUGGCCAGUUCUUGUAUAUUCCGGGGUGCAUGAUUGUCUCCUUUGGUGACUCGUCGACACAUACUUCCGACAUGCAGAUUGUCCGAACCAAUCAGGGAGUUGAUCUAGGGAAGCUUCAUGAUACACAUCUGGUUUAUAAAGAGGUUGUCCACGACAUUAUCGGCGUCGAGGAGGCAACCCAAAGGUUGAAUGAUGUCAUGAACAGGAAGCCUAAGCACAACCCAUGGACCUUGGUUCCAGUAUACGGUAUUGCAAGUGCCGUGGUGGGACCAUUUGGUUUCAAGGCUAGACUCAUUGACAUGCCAAUUCUGUUCCUUCUUGGAUGUAUUGUUGGAUUCUUGCAACUCGUCGUGGCCCCAAACUCGGAGCUCUACUCUAAUGUUUUUGAGAUCUCGGCUGCUAUCUUGACAAGUUUCCUCGCAAGAGCUUUCGGUUCCAUUCGAGGAGGUAAAGUGUUUUGUUUUUCGGCACUGGCGCAGGCUUCAAUCGCAUUGAUAUUACCCGGUUACAUCAUCUUAAUGGGCUCACUAGAGCUUCAAUCAAAAAAUAUAGUCGCUGGAUCUGUUCGAAUGUUUUACGCUAUCGUUUACUCCCUCUUUCUUGGUUUCGGUAUCACCAUUGGAUCUGCUUUGUACGGCCUUUUCGACGAGAAUGCCACAUCGGCGACAACAUGCGAGAAUCCCCUGCCUUGGCAAUAUAACUUCUUGUUUGUGCCGCCAUUCGCAUGGUGUCUCCUGACGGCCAACCAAGCCCGCUGGAAGCAAGCCCCAGUUAUGAUCGCUAUCGCUACGGCUGGGUACGUUGUGAAUUUCUUCUCCAGCCGGAGAUUUGCCUCUCAGCCUCAGGUAUCCAACGCAAUGGGCGCUUUCACCGUUGGUAUACUCGGAAACAUGUACUCCCGUGUUGGGCACGGACUCGCCUUCGCUGCGAUGUUGCCAGCCAUCUUUGUACAGGUUCCUUCUGGUCUCGCCGCUCAGGGGUCUUUGGUUUCUGGUAUCCAGAACGCAAACCUAGUCAUCAAAAACAACGGCACCGCCUCGCAAAGCCAGUUUUCGAGCGUGGUGAUGGAUAUGGGUUUCUCGAUGAUUCAGAUCGCGAUCGGGAUCUCGGUGGGGUUGUUUGCGGCUGCACUGGUGGUGUAUCCGUUCGGAAAGAAACGAUCAGGGCUUUUUAGCUUCUGA